Labeo rohita (rohu) is the source of this 1415-nucleotide messenger RNA. RefSeq names its product APH1B gamma secretase subunit (gene aph1b). Gene Ontology annotation, molecular function: protein-macromolecule adaptor activity. Gene Ontology annotation, cellular component: endoplasmic reticulum; gamma-secretase complex; membrane. The transcript is spliced from 6 exons. The record is from RefSeq and is a predicted model, not a curated record. Gene Ontology annotation, biological process: Notch signaling pathway; Notch receptor processing; protein processing. Bases 238 to 1014 code for a protein of 258 amino acids. NCBI's taxonomy places the organism in Eukaryota, Metazoa, Chordata, Actinopteri, Cypriniformes, Cyprinidae.
GUACCAUUAGACGUUGUGCUGAACUGUUUCGAGCGUAGCGCUGAACCCACUCAGCCUAUUUCGAAGAAAACUGACACAACAAACGCCUCGUUAACUCUUGGUGUAUGUUGCUUAUACGAACCGAUUAACAGCCGUAUGACUCUCUCAUGGAUGAAGGGUGUUGAAAGCCUCUGAGGGCACUUAUCCGUGUGAAGUGGCAGUCAUUUGAGUGAAUUAGCAGGUUAGCCGAGCUCCAUCAUGACAGUAGCGGUGUUUUUCGGCUGUACGUUCAUCGCUUUCGGGCCAGCAGUCGCUUUGUUCCUGUUUACUAUCGCCCGGGACCCGCUCCGUGUGAUCUUCCUCAUAGCAGGGGCGUUCUUCUGGCUAGUGUCUUUGUUGCUGUCCUCUCUUGUGUGGUUCAUCACAGUUCAGAUCAGCAACAAGAACAGUGCCGCUCAGCAGAGAGGGCUGCUCAUUUUCGGGGUUGUGCUCUCUGUGCUGCUUCAGGAGACUUUCAGAUAUGGUUACUACAGAUUGCUGAAGAAAGCAAAUGAAGGCCUGUUGGCGCUCAGUCAGGAGGACACCAUGCCUAUCUCCAUGCGGCAGCUAGCUUACGUAUCGGGUCUGGGCUUUGGCUUCAUGAGUGGAGCUUUCUCUGUGGUCAACAUACUCUCAGAUUCCUUGGGUCCAGGAACAGUCGGUAUCCAUGGCGACUCUCAACAUUACUUCAUAUCCUCAGCUUUUAUGACACUGGCCAUUAUCUUACUGCAUAUGUUCUGGGGGGUUGUUUUCUUCGAGUCGUGUGAGAGACAGAGAUGGUGGGCUCUUGGAGCUGUGGUCAUCAGUCAUCUAGUAGUAUCAUGUCUGACAUUUGUGAAUCCACACUAUCAAGGCAGUCUCAUCCCGACGUACAUCAUACUGUCUGUCAUGGCGGCUUGGGCGUACUUGUGUGCUGGAGGAUCUUUGAGGAACCUCAAACUCUGCCUCACCUGUAAAGAUAAAGACUUUUUGCUGGCCAAUCACAGGCCUAGAUAACCCAUCAGCUACAAACAGGACUUUCUCCAAAGACCGGCUCAUUGAGCCCGUAGGCCGACGGCACGGCCAGCAGCCCUGGACUCUGGGAGGCUUAUGGUCUGGGAAGUCUGCAUAAGAAUGGUUGCUGAGUAACAGGAAUUUUAUGUCUGCAGAUCUUGCACUUUCUGUAAUUACCUCCUCUUCUGUUUUCUGUUCUGUACCUCAUGUUCUGUGUGAAAGAGACACUGAAACCAUGUCAAAGAGAGUGUGUGUGUUUUAUACUAAAGAAUUGUCUAGAGCUGCUUUCAUAUGUGAUUUUUCUCCUUUGUAGCAGGUUUUAAAAUGAGGUCUUGUAUAGGUUUGGCCUUAAAUUGUUUACUCUUCCCCGUGUAUUUUAUGUUUAACUGGCCAGUUAGGCUCAA